AUGGAUUCACAAGACAAUAAUGGCGCACAAACCCAAACACAUCAUCAUGAUCAAUCCAAUCUUGAAGAUGGUCGACACACCACCACCAAUGUCGACAAUAGCCCCUUUAUCAUCACCUCCCCGGACGAUAUCCAAGAACUUCAUAACAAAUACGCUCCAUACGCACGUCAUGAUAUGUAUGGAACAAUGGGACGUGGAAAACUACCUUGGACACAAAAAAUUCGGCUUGCAAUUGCAGUCAUUGUAUUGUUUCCGUUGCGUGUGGUUGUGGGCACAUUGGUUGUUGUGUUGUAUUAUUUGAUAUGUAAGGCUUGUACUCUUUUUAAGGUUCCUAAUAGAGAGGAAGAUAAUGAUCAGGAAGAUUAUGCUCAUAUGGGUGGUUUUAGGAGAAAAAUUAUUUGUUGGUUUGGGAGACUUCUUUCUAGAGCAUUGCUUUUUGUUUUUGGGUUUUAUUGGAUUAAAGAGAGCAUUAGGAAUCCGGAUAUUGAUAACAAAUUCGACAAUGAGAUGGAUGCGAAUGGAGAAUCUAAAGUAACUGAAAGACCUGGAGUAAUUAUAUCAAAUCAUGUUUCGCAUUUGGAUAUUUUGUACCAUAUGUCUUCUUCAUUUCCAAGCUUCGUUGCCAAGAAAUCAGUGAGCGAACUUCCUCUUAUUGGCCUUAUCAGCAAGUGCCUUGGCUGUAUUUUUGUUCAGCGGGAGCCAAAAUCAUCAGAUUUCAAGGGUGUUUCAGGUGUCGUGAAUGACAGAAUAAACGAAUCUCUUCAGGAUAAGUCUGCACCUAUGGUGAUGCUUUUUCCAGAAGGAACAACUACAAAUGGAGACUAUAUACUUCCAUUUAAAACGGGGGCCUUUUUGUCUAAGGCCCCUGUUCUCCCUGUUAUCUUGAGAUACCCAUAUCAGAAGUUUAGCCCAGCGUGGGAUACCAUAACUGGGACACGCCAUGUGAUCUUGCUGUUGUGUCAAUUUGUAAAUUAUAUUACAGUAACAAGGUUACCGCUCUAUCACCCUUCACAAGAAGAGAAAGAAAAUCCAAAAUUAUAUGCGGAAAAUGUAAGGAGAUUGAUGGCUCGUGAGGGGAACGUAAAGAUGUCAGAUAUUGGAUUGGCAGAGAAGCGAGUAUAUCACACAGCUGUCCACGGUGAGCCUACUGUUUUUCAUGCUAAAGUAAAUCUGUUUAGUAGGUUUUUCAUUGGUAGCUUCCCUAUAUGA
This is a messenger RNA of Erigeron canadensis, 1209 nucleotides long. RefSeq names its product lysophospholipid acyltransferase LPEAT1-like. Lineage: Eukaryota; Viridiplantae; Streptophyta; Magnoliopsida; Asterales; Asteraceae. Gene Ontology annotation, cellular component: endoplasmic reticulum. Gene Ontology annotation, molecular function: lysophosphatidylethanolamine acyltransferase activity. Gene Ontology annotation, biological process: phospholipid metabolic process. The record is from RefSeq and is a predicted model, not a curated record. The transcript has 8 exons. The coding region runs from base 1 to 1209 and encodes 402 amino acids.